AUGCGGACAACUUCGGUGGGAAAACAACGGAUGGAAAGGAUGGCAUACACUAAUACAGCGGCGUUCAGUGCGUCGACGGGACCCUCGUCCGUCUUUUCGAGCGAUGAUGACCCUUACGACGCUCGCAUCCGGGAGAUAGAGGAGUACUAUGUGAAGAGUCUGUUGAACGAUGACGACGAAGAGACAGAGUUUGCGGAAGCCAUGAGCAGCGAAAGUUGGAGUUUUGGGGGAUCAUCAAAGCCGCCCUUGCGCGGGUACCAACCAUUGGGGUAUUUCAGAUCGUCAAUGCCGGCCAUUGUCGAAGUUUCUUCGGGCUCCCGGAGCCCGAAGCAGUUCAGGAAUCCAUUGGAAGUCGAUAUCAACAGAAAUCUCAUGCCAAGCGUCGAUCCACUCCCACUGACCACCGAGAACCUGCAGAGACUCACAAUUUCACCUGGUGCGGCAAAGGAAAGCAGGAAAAGUGAGCACAUCGCCAAUACCACUCGCAGCGUACCGGACUCGCAGCAACAGUUGAACAAAGAACUGUACAAGACGGAGCUUUGUGAAUCGUUCACGACAAAGGGAAAUUGCAAAUACGGCAACAGGUGCCAGUUUGCGCAUGGACUAGGCGAGUUGAAGUUCAAACAGAGAUCAACGAAUUUCAGGACCAAACCAUGUGUCAAUUGGACCAAACUGGGCUAUUGCCCUUAUGGGAAGCGUUGUUGUUUCAAACACGGCGACGACAACGAUAUUAAGGUUUAUAUGAAGGCCGAGAACGGUUUGAAGGCCUCUGCAAGCAAGAGACCAAAGAAUCUGCAUGCUAACGUUAGGGCUCUGCAAAAGAUCACAUGGUAA
Molecule: messenger RNA, 834 nt
Organism: Torulaspora globosa
Lineage: Eukaryota; Fungi; Ascomycota; Saccharomycetes; Saccharomycetales; Saccharomycetaceae
Exons: 1
Coding region: 1-834 (277 amino acids)
Molecular function (GO): mRNA binding; metal ion binding
Source: RefSeq, a predicted model, not a curated record